Symbiodinium sp. CCMP2456 is the source of this 510-nucleotide messenger RNA. The record is from the annotation of a GenBank genome assembly. NCBI's taxonomy places the organism in Eukaryota, Dinophyceae, Suessiales, Symbiodiniaceae.
AUGCACAUGGAUGGAAGACUUUCGCUGCUGGUGUCUUCGGCCUCCCUGCAAGUGCUGAAGGCCAGGACACUCAAUGCAUGUGGCAUGGGGGUCUUCUGCGGAAUCCUCCACGCCGUCGGUCCAGAUCACAUAGCCACCCUGGUCUCGUUCAGCACACUUCUGACGCCCUGGGCUGCUGCAAAAGUGGGAGCCGCUUGGGGAUUGGGCCACUGCGCUGGCAUUUUGGGAGUGGCACUCUUGGUGUACAUGCUUGGAAAUGUGAUCCCCAUGGAAAACUUGGAGAAGUACGGGGAUUACGUGAUCGGCGCUUCACUGAUACUGGUUGCUGCAUACUUCUUCUUGCAAGAGAGCCAACAUUUGGUCGCUGAUGCCGACGGCAACAUCGUGGUCGCUGGCUGCGGGUGCGCCCAUUCUCACCCAGCAACAGGUACCCAUGCCCACCACCAUGGCUGCUCUGACUCACAUCAUGCAGAAGACGACUGCACAGAGGAAACGCCACUGAUCAUCCAG